CAGGAGUUCUCUGAUGAUGUCACGGAUGAUGUCAAAACGGAAAAAAAAGACAUUUGUGAUAUACUGGAUGACGGCCGAAAGAUAGAUACAUAUGCAUAUCCAGUUGUACUUGUCUACAGUUAUUAUUAGGGAUUGAUUUCAGCUUAGGGUGUCUUGAAUUGAAAUAUGCAAGAAACAUUUAUAUUAUUGCUUGGUGCAGUCAUCGGAGUCCUGGUGUCAACACUGCUAUUCAGUGUAUCGAACAAUGACUGUGGUACCGGGAGUGGCGAGGUCACAGCAGCAGUCGGCCCAGCUGACGCAAGAAAUCGAUACUCUGACCGAGAUCCCACAAUAUUUAGUCGAAUUAUUGACAAAACGUUACCUGCAACCAUUAUACAUGAAGACGCUCUGUGUGUGGCUUUUCUUAAUAAAAUUCCCAGGGCACCAGUUCACUUCCUCGUUGUUCCAAGAGAACCGAUUCCGAUGUUAGAAAUGACGGACGAUGACGAUACUGAGUUGUUGGGUCAUAUGUUGAAUGUUGCCAGAAAAACUGCCGUGAAGGAGGGUCUAGACAAUGGAUAUAGAAUUGUCAUCAAUGAUGGUCCAGACAGUACCCAGUCGAUAUAUCAUUUGCAUAUCCAUGUGAUAGGAGGACGACAGAUGGGAUGGCCACCUGGUUAG
Saccoglossus kowalevskii is the source of this 660-nucleotide messenger RNA. RefSeq lists its product as uncharacterized. NCBI's taxonomy places the organism in Eukaryota, Metazoa, Hemichordata, Enteropneusta, Harrimaniidae. Gene Ontology annotation, molecular function: catalytic activity. The record is from RefSeq and is a predicted model, not a curated record.